CUGCGCAACCGAACCGACAGGAUGCGGCGGUCCAGUGCUUCAAGUACUACUUGCUUCGGACCGCCCACCUGGGAUGGCAUGGGCGGGGGGUUCCCUCUGCCCGCAUCAAUCAAUCUCAUCACUCUCCACCGCCGUCACCAACUUGCACCCAGUCCAGACACUUGCAUGAUGAAGAAGCGCCGUCUACCAAUAACCCGCAAGCCUUGCCCGCAAGAAGAAGGCGCCGAACAGGGCCAGCAGAGAUUGGGUGUAUUGGUCCUUUGUUACCACAAACGGGCCACUAUCGCCUCUGGGGCUUAACAGUUCGGGGCCGGAUUGGGCGGCUCACGAUCAAGGCCCUCUCUCUGCCUUGGCGUGAUCCACGAACGAACGAACGGCUUCUUCCCAUCGUUUCUUCAGCCCAAUGGCCGCCGGCGCCUCGCCACACCCUCCCCUCUUUUUUUCCCUCCCACGCUAUACCUGUUCCUGAACAUCACAUCGAGGAGGAUUCGACAAGCCCACAAGCAGUGCCACUUUCUCCUCACGGUUCGCUUCCCAUAUCGUUCGCCGUUGCGUGCGCGGGCUGGGGCCACGAGGGGUGAGAGGGGGGCCGCCUUCGUCAAAUCUCAUCGUCAGGGCGGCGGCCCGGCGCUGUGAGCAUGGGGGGGAGCCCUUUUGCCUGUUGUUCCUCUUGGCGCGUGCCUGCGUACGUAGUAGUAGUAGCACGUCGUAGUGUUGGGUCACCACGAUGUCUGGCCGCCGUAGCUCGGCGGCCCCAGUUGAGGAAGUCUCCGAGUCUACGAGUAGUACGUAGUAUAGAGUAGUAGGAGUAGUAGUGCGGCGUGGGUAGGGUACUUGGUCGAGCCUAGCAGAGCCGCAUUGCACGAGAGAUUUGUCUGUGAGUGCUGCUGGAGUGCGUGGCGUCUCCCGUCAAAACCGGAGGCGCUCCUCCUCCGGCUGAGGCCUCUUCUCCCCCCUUCUGCCCAUCAACUCUACCUCUGUGUGCCCGUCUCAGAGCAAGAAAAAAACGGCUUGGUACUUUGGCCGUUUUGCAAACGUUUGUUUGCGUCCUCUCGUUGAUCUCAGCAUCAUCACCAUCACACUCCUUACACCCGGCUUCGGCCAACUUACAAUCCCUUGUUCUUUUUUUUAACGCAAGACAUACUUUUUGUUGAUCCGACACCAUGUCUCUCUCUCUUGGUGGCGCAUUUGCCGCGGGCGUUGGCAGCUAUGGCGCCCUCAACGGCUACUGGGGCCAACACAACAACCAGAACCUCAAGGCGUACUGUGACACUGGCAUCCAGUACGCCACGAUCGGCUUCGUCAACCUGGCUCCGGAGCACGACCCCAGUGACGCCGACUACCCCGGCAUCAACUUCUCGUCGCACUGCUGGGCCGACGCCUACGCGGACGACAACGGCAAGCCCUCCAAGCUCCUCAGCCACUGCGAGCCCCUGAGGCAGGACAUCACCUACUGCCAGUCCAAGGGCGUCAAGGUCAUCCUGAGCAUCGGCGGCGUGUACAGCGCCGACAAGAACAACUACGACGUCUCGACCACCGCGAAUGGCGAAUACUUUGCCGACUUCCUGUACAAGGCCUUUGGCCCGUACAACCCGGCCAACGACGUCCCCCGUCCCUUUGACUACGCUGGUGAGCACGUCGCGGUGGACGGGUUUGACUUUGAUCUCGAGAACCCCAACAACACCAACAUGAAGCCGUACAUCGCCAUGGCCAACAAGUUUCGCGCUCUGGACAAGUCUCUCAUCCUCACCGCCGCCCCCCAGUGCCCCCUGAGCGCCGGCAUGCAGCACAUGAAGGAGCUCCUCCAGAGCGCCGCCCUCGAUGCCCUCUUCAUCCAGUUCUACAACAACCCGGUCUGCGACUACAUCCCCGGCAACGAUGGCUUCGGCGAAAAGUUCAACCUUGACGACUGGGUGACCUUCAUGGCCAGCACCCAGAACAGCAAGAACGCCAAGCUCUUCGUCGGCCUGCCCGCCGGCCCGACUCGCGACUCGGCUAACACUGGCUACAUCACCCCUGACAAGGUCAAGGAGCUGGUGUGCAAGUACAGCACCAAGACCAAGAACUGGGGUGGCAUCUCGCUGUGGGACCUGGACACCGGCGCUGCCAACGUGGUCAACGGCAAGACGUUCAACCAGCACGUCCUCGACGCCCUCAAGUAUGGUUGCUCGCCCGUCCCCACGACCACCAGCACCACCGUUUCGUCCACCAAGACGUCGUCUACCAAGACCUCGUCGUCCACCACGACCUCGUCGACUACCACGACCGCGUCGUCCACCACCACGACCUCGUCGUCCACCACCAAGACCAGCUCGACGACUGUUAGCAGCACGACCACGGCCAGCUCCUCCACGACGGCGAGCAGCACCUCCAAGACUAGCUCCACCACCCCUAGCUCGACCGUGAGCAGCACCAGCAGCAGCAGCACUACCCAGGCCAGCUCGACUUCUGCCAGCAGCACCUCUGAGGCCAGCUCCACCACGCCCAGCUCGACCGCCAGCAGCACCACCAAGGCCAGCUCCUCGACGACCGAGAGCAGCACCUCCCAGGCCAGCAGCUCGAGCACCGUGAGCACCACCCAGGAGUCCUCGUCCAGCAGCACCUCUGCCACGGACGUGUCUAGCACCGCCAAGCCCACCGUCACUUCCACCACCACGGACGUCAGCGUCACUCCCCCCGUCACGACCUCCUCGACGACCCCGGUGACCAGCAUCGCCUCCAGCACGUCCAAGUGGUCCAACUCGACCAUCACCUCCCACAGCGCGUCCAUGACCACGAGCACCGUCUACACCACCACGGUCCACACCGUCACCAAGUGCCCUCCCUACGUUACCGACUGCCCCCUCGGCCACGUCACCACGGAGACGAUCCCCAUCUACACCACCGUCUGCCCCGUCACGGAGACUCAGGGCCCCAAGCCCCCCAAGCCGACUCACACCAAGCCGUCGUCGUCGUCUGCUGCCUGGACCACGAGCACCGUCUACACCACCAAGGUCCACACCGUGACCGCCUGCCCGCCCCAGGUCACCAACUGCCCCGUCGGCCACGUCACCACCGAGACCGUCCCGUUGUACACCACCGUCUGCCCCGUCACGGAGACGGAGACGGGCAAGGUCCCGCAGCCCACGCCCAGCGUCCCCGGCGGCAACCCCGUCAACCCCGUCAACCCACCCAAGGCCACCACCACGACCGGGGCGACGUCCACGCUCACCAAGACCGUCACCGUCCCCGGCGGCACCAAGACCCUGCAGACCCUCACCCGGCCCACCGCCGUCAAGCCCGCGCCUAGCUGCGCCGGCACCGGCUGCCCUGGCGUGUCGUCCGGCGUGGCCGUGCCCACGCAGAGCUGGACCGCGACCCCUGUCGUCCCUGGCUCGUCCGCCGUGCCCAGCAGCCCCGUCCAGGCCGGCGCUUCCACGCUGGCCCUUGGCCUCAGCGGCCUGGUCGCCAUGGUCGCCUUCCAGGUGUUCGCUCUGUAAGGUUGUGGGACUCUACUUUGCAAUUCUAUGUCUUAUACUCUGAACAAUGAUUGACGGGAGUGAGCUCACGCCGGCUCUACGUAUGGCGGCGCGGCCUCCCGCCGAAUUUAACUUCUAUUUUUCAUGACGAAUUUAUGGUCUUUUGCGUUACUUAGACGGAGGGCGCGUAUCAUGGAAAGUCCUUGUGAAACAUACGGUCAAUUUGAAUACCUUAUACCAAGUAUCUUCUCCUUUCGCCUUUGUCCCUCUUGAGGUAUACAAUCCAUCGCUGUACAGUAUACGUGGCUCUUGAUUGGGCCGGCCGGUGCCUCAACCGCUGAGCCAAACGGGUGAAGGACGACAUGGGAUAAGUCGGCAUCUCCUUCUCCAGUCACUUUGCCGCUGAGAUGGACAAAGCGAUGCGGCGGCAAGGGGGAAGACGCCGGGAUCCCGGCAAUAGCCUACGGGGCAAACCAUCAUUCGAUGUUUGUGCCGGACAUGCCGUCCGGCGGGAAAUUGGGCGGGAGAGUUGUGCCAAAAUGCUAGCCAACUAGCUUACACCGUGCUUACACACCAUUACCCUGCGGCGGCUUAUGGGAUAUUCUUUAGUUUCUUAUGCCCUGAUCGGCAACUUCGACGCGUGUGCAAUUGCGGAGCCCGAAAUGCAUUUUAUCGCGUUGCUAUUCCCCUUCGGGCAGCAAUUGAGCCACCAACUGAUAGGGAUGCUAGAGAAUUCGAGUUAUGCACGAAUCUCAAU
Purpureocillium takamizusanense is the source of this 4215-nucleotide messenger RNA. Its product is annotated as Chitinase. Lineage: Eukaryota; Fungi; Ascomycota; Sordariomycetes; Hypocreales; Ophiocordycipitaceae. The record is from RefSeq and is a predicted model, not a curated record. The transcript is spliced from 3 exons. Gene Ontology annotation, biological process: carbohydrate metabolic process. Gene Ontology annotation, cellular component: extracellular region. Gene Ontology annotation, molecular function: chitinase activity. Bases 1164 to 3479 code for a protein of 771 amino acids.